This is a messenger RNA of Spirometra erinaceieuropaei, 5420 nucleotides long. NCBI's taxonomy places the organism in Eukaryota, Metazoa, Platyhelminthes, Cestoda, Diphyllobothriidea, Diphyllobothriidae. The record is from the annotation of a GenBank genome assembly.
AUGGACAAGGUGGAUGUGGUGCCCGUUGACGUACACAUCGCCCGAGCGGCAAUGCUUCGUGGCAUAGAAGUGCCCAAAUCUCGGUCCUUAACUGAAAGGGCCUAUAAAUGCAUUUCUGAGGGGUUGUCCCAUCUUUGGUCACCCUACGCCGGCUGGGCACAAGUGGUAAGCAAUCUGUCCCAAUAUGUAAUACAUUAUACUAUAUAAUUCGAUAUAUGUCGUACCGACUCCGUACAUUAAGGACGUCUCGGAGGCCGUCAGUCGCCUUCUCGCACCACUCGGUGUUAGGCUCGCACACAGACCGGAGGCAGCCAUUGGGCGUCAGGUAUUAAGACCAAAAGUCCUAAUACCACGACAAAAACAUCGGGAGUCGUUUAUCGAAUCUGGUACAGUUGCGGGCAAAGCAAUUAUGUUGGGAAAACUGGAAGAAUGCUCCAGAUGCGAAUCGCCGAACACGCGGCAGCAGUGCGGAGAAAUGAUGCCUACUCUGGAGUCGCGGCCCAUUCGACGUGACCCGGCCACACAUUAAAGUUUGGUGAGGACAAAAUUUUGGCGAGAGGUGAUAAUCGCGUAAGGCGCGAGUUGCUCGAAUCAUUAUUUAGGGGACCUCUGCCUAUUAACAAGUGCAGUAAUAUCCCCACUCCAUAUUCGGUACUGAGACUUGAUCUGGCCAAAGUAAUUAUCCACUCAGGGAGAACACAGGCCGGUGAGCCAGGUGGCCGACCGAUCAUCACUCCAAAAUUCAACACAAAUGAUAAAAUUUCUGCAAUUCACAACUUGCAUGUCGGCCAUCAAGAAAUUAGCGCACCAGGGGACAGCCAUUCUCGAUGAAGGGGACAGCCGUUAAUUAUCACAGGUAUGCAGUAGCAUAGUGACUGCGUCCUUUGAAUACUGCUACUUCCUGUGUAUGAAUUACCUGUGUCUGACACUGUCUCUGAUGAUGGGUUCGAGUGUGAAUCCUAAACGUCAGACGAACAAAGCCCUUGUUCCAUUGGUUGCAUCUACUUCUUACCAACUUCUUCCUGGAACUCGCAUUUUCGCUUGCAUCGGCGAGACGUUCCAUUGUUAAACAGAAAAUAAAUUUUACCAUUUGUUGGACAUUCUGAAAACGGUACAAGUUGCUCCGCUGGUGCCCUCUAUUAUCAAAGUAUAGUGCUUACGAAAUUGCUUUACUCGGGCGAGCUCACCGAAAAAGGAGAAAUUGAGUCCUAGGCCUUUUCACUAAUUAGCCUAUUUUCUUCAGAUCGCCUUCUCGCUCCAUCUACAUGGCGUUGGUGGAACAAACUCCAGGUGAUUUACACAUUUUUCUAUUUUAACUACCUUUUUCCCCUUCAUUACCCAUUUGUAGGCAAUCUCUCUCAGCACAAGGUUCCGUUAAUGCCUUAGACAUUUCUACAACUUGAAGCUCUCGAUAUAGUCCGUUUUAAUGUUCGUAUAGAACCUUUAGUACAGUCCAACUAAGCUAAAACUUUGUUUUUUUCGUUUCAAAUCAGAUUUAGCUAUAGUUAUCUUGACCAAUAUCAGACUGCUAGGCGGUUGCCUUUUUGUGACCUCUGCCCCCUAUACGGAACUUUUUUGCUUCAAAAAGCCAGUAAAUCGGCAUGAACGACUUUCCCAUCGUAUAUACAUACAGUACGUUACUUAACUCAUUAAAUGUAUGGAAAUUUACGAAUUAUUGCCAAUCACUCGCACACCGACACCAUUUCAUGAGUCCAAUGUCUAUGUUAAUUUAGUAAAAGUUUAAAAAAAUAAAAACAUAGAAGAAAUAUUAAAGGCGGUGUUGCGUCGUUUAGAAUUGCCGAUUUUUUAGAAAAACGCAAUACCCCAAGACGUCAGAAAUGGUUCUAAUUUAGUAAACUUCGUUUUUAGAGGUAUAGAAUGUAUUAUCAUACCAAAAACGUAGUAAACAUGAAAGUGGAAAUAAAAUAACAUCUUAUAAUAGUGUUUCAGUGAAGCUUACAUCUAAAUAUCGUUUAAUAUUUAGUGUGGUUUCAUAUAUGACGGUUUGUUAACUGCUUACAUUCUGAGUGUAGAUUCCAAAACAGUUUUCCAGGGAUUCGUGGUAUUCUUGACUCAUUUGAGUUAAUGAGAUGGGGUUCAACAAGAGGAACUGGAUUUUGCUUGAUCUGACCGAUGCGGACGUCGUAGUAACAAAAGUUUUCAUAAGUUGACGUGCUGUCAGGCCGAUCGGUUCCUAAUAACUUUAAAUAGAACUGACAGGCGCGAUCGUAAACAUACCAUUUUGUGUUUCUAGAGAGAGCUUUUCUUCCGUCAAAUCAAUUUAAACUUUUCAUUCGUUUUGGAUUACGUUAAUUUUCAGAUCGGCCUCGAAAUGUUGAUGAAUACUUCAUGAUUUUCAGUGUUUUCAUCUGAUCGUCCAUAAGGGCAGAUUCUGAAUUACCUGUCUCUUUAGAACUUUAAAAUAAGAUUAUUUCCGAAGGCAUUUACCGAAUAAGUGAGUGUUCGGGCGCUCCUUUUCAAGUAGAUUGUCGUUUGGGUCACAUGUGAAGACACAUUCGAACAUCAAAUUUCAUUUUCGAGAAAAACGGCUGUCCACAACGAAACUCAGCAACGUAUAUGCCUUCGAUCAAUAAGAUAACUUUCCUUUAUAAGUUACCUUGUCCUGUCGGUUUCGAUCGGGAAUAUACAAUGGUAGAGGGGCGCUCACCGAUCGUUCCUACGGAACUCACUCGUUCCGUUGUGUCAUUCCAGUCUCCCUUGUCUUUGUUGAUAAUAACAUACUGCCUAUAUCAUGCGCCGCUGUGUGGCUGCUGGUUGGCCUCGAGAAAGAGAGAGCCCGUAAUGCACUACGGAACGAGUUAGUUCCGUAAGAACGAUCGGUGAGCGUCCCUCAACCAUUGUAUAUUCCUGAUCGAAACCGACAGGAGAACGGGCCCGUGGCCCAGGUUUUCUGGUUAUAGCCUAUCAGACGCCCGCAAACCUUGGAGCCCAGAAGGGUGACACACAGCCCUGCAUUUGCCUGGCGCGUAAAUGUUCGAGGUCCGGAUAUCUUCUCGCGUUCAUCAUCCUUUGACGAAGACAAGGUAGAAGAGAGGGCGAUUUCAUGGCCCGAACUCUAUUUGGACUGACGUUCCGGAUACGUCGCUUCUAUCAUUAGAGUUUUGUGGUUGUUGCCCGCCUCAUAUUGUAACCGUGCUCGUCGCACGAACUUUGACCUGCCCGUUUGCUGCCGACUAGCUUUGCCCUCCCCCCUUCCCCCGCGUGACCGUUGUCCCCUUGUGGGCCGGUGUAGUUGUAGCCAAGUCAACGUGGUUGUCGGCCUCCCCCGCGUCAGUCCGCCGACUGAUCACUUGCCGUUCGGACGAGUUGCUUUCAGCCUCGCAUGCGCGCCAGUGAGGCAGUGUUAGAUGCUGGUCAUUUGACCUCUGGCUAUCCCCCCCCCUCUUUCCAGCGUGUGUUGUCUCUCGGGUUCGCCUGCUUAGCUGUCCAUUGUACCCUCCCCGAGCCUAUUAAGUAGCGUCUGGUAGGCGGGAUGCAGGUUUAUGGCCCGGUUGACUGUGUCCGUCAAGGUCGUCGAGUCAGGAAGUAAUGUUUGACAUUGGAGCGAAUUCCUUGGGAUAAACUUUCUCAUCAAAUCAAAAUCAAAACAUUCCAUCGCGGAGGAUAAUCCAGAAACUUCAUAGGAACGCUGGUUGACCAACUUAUGUGUGGUAUUUCUCGUAAUUGGGUCGUACAGCAGCACAAAUUCGACAAAGCACUGUGGCAAAUCUAUCAGUAUUUAUAUACUAGUGGACGACCUGUUGACGGAGUACUAGUAUUACGCGGUUAUUUCGUUGCAGUCGAUGGAUUUUAGCUGAUAUAUUUGGCAGGGCACGAGAAUAUGCAUCCUCCAUGUUAAGUGUAGUCCUACGCCAAAUCCAGGGGGUUAAGGCUGAAACUAGGACACGGGAAUAGGUGCCUCUCUGGAAUUCAGCGCAAGGUCACCUAUACUACGAGGAGCCCAUUUCCACCUGUCCGACCAAAUAUUCAUAUCAACUUUUGGACUGAAACUGAAGGGUCUUGUUUCUAACAAUUUACUAAGAGUUCACCAAUUAAGUUCUUUGUGUAUCUGAAGAAUUCGAUGGACCUUGUUUAAAAAAUGCCUUUUCCCCCGACGCCCAUGUAGUUCAGCCUGCUAGCAUCGUCAAGUGCUGACGCCCGAAACGGUCGUUGGAUUAGUAUAGAGGUCUGCCGUCCGCCUCUCCGUCAGUGUGCGACGGGCACACAUGUGCUCGUUGCGAUGUUUGCUGCGCGGAUCGAUAAUGGCCCCUGGUGUGGGAUAUACGUCGCCGUGCGAUCGUUAACACUCCCACUUUUUAGUCGCUAGGGCUGAUAGCUGCCGGCCGUCUAUGGGCCGCGAUGGCGACUGGCAUGCUUGUCCGUCACGUCUGGCUGAGGUUGUGAAGAGGAACGUAAUAUUGGCGGUUGGCCAGUCGAUCGAUCGAAUUUACCUGGAGAACCGGGCUUCGGACGGUAUAAUUUAUCUACCGAGAAGCUUUGCAAUGUUCUAGCCGGAUGUGUGCCUUCCUUUCAGCAACGUGAGCGUUGGGGUCUGUGCGCCAUCUGAUGUUCGUGUAGACGGGUCGCCGCCGGUCCCUGAGCACAGUUGCAAUCACCGUCUAUACACUAUCCUGCACAUCGCGGCCGGGUUCAUCCACAGAGCAGGGGGUCCGUGGGCUGCGGCAGAGUCCGGCGAUGUGGCUUAUGGUCUGUAGGCUAUCCCACAGCCAAGACGUACAUACGCUGUGCAGCUGUCAUUAUGCCUGGUCCACCGUCCUCGAUGUAGCGGAUUGCGUUCUCCCCACGCAGCGAACCUGGAGAGGUCGACCCGUGCUUUAUACCAGCUUUCUUCUGGGUGAACUAUAUCGGGCCAUAUUUUGAGUGAAUCCUCUCGCCGCCUUCAAUUACCUAGUGGCAGGUCUUGAAGGGCAUUAGCACUGAACUCACGGGACAGGGGAGCAUAUCUCUCUUCAAUUUCUUGUGGCCUACCUUCUAAUGUGUUAUGGAAAAGAAGUGAAUAUGCUAUUUAGCCAAAAAUAUAGUUAUGUGAAGUAUCACCUCAACGAUUACUUUGCCAUAGUCCCAUCACAAUUUGCAGUUAGUGCCUGGUCAUUUGACUGCCCUUCGGUUUGAUUCGCUCAGACUUACUAUUUGAUCCCAUUUAUCCACAACUGGCUAACCAUCGCAAGACUAGCCAACAUCGUUCUAUCCUUAAAAGCCACAUGUAGAGUAGAGAAGUGAAGUUCUCGCACUGGGGCUCACAACACCGAACGAGCUUGUUGAACAGUGUAUGCCAACCUGUCAUCUUCUCUCACCUAACUUGCUUCUCCUUUUGUAGAAAAGUGCGUUCUCUCAACCCCCUGACACUGCCACCGCCAGCAAGCUAUAAGAAAAGGAGGAAGCCCAACCAGGCCACUUAG